Molecule: messenger RNA, 1112 nt
Organism: Cydia splendana
Lineage: Eukaryota; Metazoa; Arthropoda; Insecta; Lepidoptera; Tortricidae
Product: replication termination factor 2
Exons: 4
Coding region: 80-1051 (323 amino acids)
Biological process (GO): site-specific DNA replication termination at RTS1 barrier; mitotic DNA replication termination
Cellular component (GO): nucleus
Source: RefSeq, a predicted model, not a curated record
UCAAAUUAAUUUGACUAUUUACUUCUACAUUAUAUUACUUCUUACAUUACACGUGAUAUUGUUAUACAAUAACAACAGAAUGGGUUGUGAUGGCGGUACCAUUCCUCGGCGUGAUGAACUCGUUCGUAUGAAAAAGAAACCAGAGCAAAAAGACAAAGAUGCAGAACGCUCCUUCAAGUGGCGCAACUGUGCGCUGUCUCAGCAGCCGCUGCAGGAGCCUGUGGUGGCGUGCGGGCUCGGCCGCCUGUACAGCAAGAGCUCCGUGCUGGAAGCCUUGCUUGACAAGGAAACCAAGCCUGAAUCCAUCAGCCACAUUAAAAACAUGAAGGACAUCAAGGACCUGAAGCUAGUGAAGAACCCUGCCUAUAUCGCCACUGAACACACAGAUGGAGAUGUUGGUGACAGCUCGCCCUACAUCUGCCCCAUCAGUGGGAUCGAGAUGUCCGGCAAGUUCCGGUUCAUGUUCCUCUGGAGCUGCGGAUGUGUGCUGGCUGAGAGGGCACUGAAAGAGGUCAAACAACACCUCUGCCAUAUGUGCCAGACACCCUUCACUGAGAAUGACGUCAUCAUACUCAACGGAACAGAAGAGGACAUAGAGCUGCUCAAAACUAAAAUGGCCACCCGCGUGGCUAACAGAAAAACCAAGAAAUCUAAAGCUGAUAAACCUAUCAAAGCAGAAGCCACUAGUGCUUCUACGGUAAUCUCAGACGCUCCCUCUACCUCAACCUCAACUGACAUCAAAACUGAGGUAAAGGAAGAGCCAGAAGCCGGAUCAAGUCAGGCUGUUAAAAAAGAAAUUGAGACCAUUCCUCUUUCCCUACCUAAGUAUAACCCUAACAAAGUGCCUAGAGGUCACUUAGGGUCACAGAAGCGAGCAUUUGGUUCUAAUGAUCUGGUACAAGACCCAUCUUACAAGAAGACAAAGAAGGAUUACAGCAUAGCGAAGGAUCCGCAGUCGUCGGAGGUGUACAAGUCUCUGUUCACGUCACAUACGAGUGAUCAGAAUCAGCAGAGGGCCCAUUGGGUUACUUAUAAUCCGUUUUACAAUUAAGUUUUAUAGCUUCAUAGAAAAUACAGUUGGGAAAUUAAGAUAUUACCUUAUUUUCCACUCC